AUGAGCCCGUCCCGCCCCGCCCCGCCCCACGGGUUCUGUUCUGUCUCCGGCCGCUUGCCCGCGCGCGCCCUCCGUGGAAGACCGGAAAAAGGCCAUUCCCGCGCGCGCGCCUGCCGAGGACCGCCGAAAAGGCUCGCGGAAGGGUGCGGCGUGGGGAGGCGGGAGACGGACGGACAGCAGCGCAGCGGGAUCCUACAGCCCGCCGCCCACACCCGCCCGCCAGCUCCCCUCACCCGGGCCCACUCCAGAGAAGAAAGGACCUUUGCACGGGUGCCGCGCCGCCACUCACCAAAGGCAACUGAGGGCCGAACAGAGACCAGAAGAACGAGGCUGAGGCAGGCUCGAGCCACGAUCGCACAACUCAGGACGGCAAUACCGGGAACAGCACGGAGGGACUCUCAACCCACUCGUGAAGCAGCCGCGGGCGCCUCAGCAGGCGAGAGAAGAAAACGCGCAGUGCGCGCCGGCGGCCAUCAUCUAGCGAGCACGCCGCCGGCUCCUAUUUAUAGCCCGUUCCGCGCCCCACGUGACCUGCCGAGCCUCGCGCCCGCCCGAAGUCCCGCCUCUGAUAUGACGCAACCACAGGAUGGCCGGGCGCGCCUAGCCGGGUGAGCUGGGAAGCGGCGCUGAUUGGCCGGGAUGUUCCGGAGGCCCCGCCCCCAAAGAGGAGCUGGUCCACGUGGGACUGGCCAGCCGCCUCCCUGCAGCCUCGCCCCGGUUAUCCUGUCUGCGCUGGCCACGCCGGGUGGCUGCGGGCGGGGACUGUGGGAGAGUCUCGCCCAGGCACGCAGGUCCUCACGCGGGGACUCAGAGGCCGCCACCAAGGUCGUUCCGAGUUUCUCCCACGCGGGCCCGGGUCAGCUCUGUGGCGACGCGGAAGAGCGCGUGUACUGGGACUUGCCCUUGGCCGGACCCGAUCUCUUCCUCGCCCGGAGGGGGUGGAGGGAUCUCACGUGGCCACCUCGCUCCCGCAGUCACGCACUUGGGUGAAAACGGAAAGAUUCAGUAGUCACGAGGACAGGCUUGCGUUCCCAGCUGUGGCACUGCACUGAGGGAGAGCCAUGGGUCAUUAGUUUCCCCGCGGCGGACCUGCUCUUUAGGAGCCCCGGCUGUGGCGCAGCGGGGAGGAUGUUACUUCGGAUUCGAAUUCUUAACUCAUAUUUGCUGCAGUGUGUCACCUUGAGCAAACCCUAGGCCUCUCAAACCGAGUGCUCGGGAACGUGAAAUACUAGCAGUGGGAGAGGAGACUGGAGGACGGGUUGGGAUUGUGUGUAAAGCACAACAAAGAUGCAUUUCCUGUCUGGCUCAUCGGGGCUUGUGGCGACAGGCAGUACUAAUUCAGGUAUUCUGGUUACAAGUUCUUACCCAGUAAGGAGAAUUAUAUUAGCUAAGAUGUAAGCAUGUGACUGGAAUUCAAUAGAUGUUCAGGAAAUGAACGUUCGUUUCCUCGUUACUUUUUUUUUUUUCUGAAUGUGCCUAUUUUAGAUUAUAGGAAAAGGUUAGAGAGGAUGUCCUCUUCUCAUCCUGAAAGUUUUCCCGUUCUUCUGAAAUAACGAUUGCUUCCUGGUCCCCUAUAUGGUAUACGGUGUAGUUCUGACAUUAAAUUUUAGUUAUGCACA
Molecule: messenger RNA, 1619 nt
Organism: Arvicanthis niloticus (Nile rat)
Lineage: Eukaryota; Metazoa; Chordata; Mammalia; Rodentia; Muridae
Source: RefSeq, a predicted model, not a curated record